Schistosoma mattheei is the source of this 1356-nucleotide messenger RNA. The record is from the annotation of a GenBank genome assembly. NCBI's taxonomy places the organism in Eukaryota, Metazoa, Platyhelminthes, Trematoda, Strigeidida, Schistosomatidae.
AUUUUUCGAGUUUACUGUCUCUCAAUCCACAGUUAAGGAUUAAAUCCCACCGAUUUUUCUGAGUCAUACUGGUACGUUUAAACGACUGCCUUCUGUUAUCCGCCGCUGUUGCUUAUGUUUUCUCUGCUUGAACAUUUUGUCAAUCCAGAAUGUUUUCUUUUCGUAUAGGGCUCUGGUACUAACCAGUAAUUUCUUGUGGUAAAUUAUAGCCUUGCAAAUCUUGUUUUUUCUAACAGUGGAUAAAAUUCACGUGCUUAAAUCUAUUUUCGCGUUUGAUUGUUCUAGAACUACUCACAAAUGUCAGAGUUUAUUAUUCCCGUCGCAAAAGCAGAUUUACUGAAGCGUUCUGUUUCCAAUGCUUAUGUCGUAAACGACGUAAUUUCCGUGAGGAAUUUGAGAAAUUAUCUUCCAAAGUCUCAGCGAUCUCUCACAAGUGAAGGCUUCACCUACAUAUUACACGAGUUCGAUACUUUGUUCUGCGUGUUGCAUGAGUGGCAGAACGUUGACUCAGGAAUUAAGGAGAAUGCUUGGCACAUAGUUCUUAAAGGAUAUGAAGUUUGUGUACGUCAAUUGGGUUCAGCGCUUGAAUCUACACAAACUGGGCAGUCAGUUCUUAAUCGAACUGAAAUGAAUACACAUCGAAAUGCAUUGAAAAUGCAUACAUAUCUACUAUGUCAGUUUGUUGAUAUGUUUGAAAACGAACUAAAUGCUAAUGCCAAAUCUGCUGUAGGCGCUAAUGCUGGACGUGGUAGAGGAGCAAAAGGUGGUCGUCGAGGUGAUCGUGGACCGUCUGAUUUACAAUUAUGCAUGGAUUGGUUUAUAGAAUGCGAAAAGGCAGUCAGUGCUCUCGACCAAAUUUGUCGUUUAAAAUUGGAUAAACUUUGGGAUCCCCCAGUAGCUGAAGAGGAUUUCAUUAACUUACCAGCUAAUUGCUGUUACAAAUUGCUUGAAGAUCGUGAUAUGGCUAGUAAUGCUAAUAUACGCGCUGCAGUGACCAGUCUGUUGGCCACCUUAGUUCGUCGUUAUGGUCAUAGUAUUGCAUGUUCUGUUAAAUUAGCUCAAUUAUUACAAUGUUUCCCGCAUAUGGUCAAUUGCCUUAUGGCUAUUGUAAGAUCUUUUAUUGAAGAUGAAAAACUAACUGGUGUUGUUCGUGAACUAUUAAAAGAGAUAUGUAGCUACAAUGGAGCAGAUUUAGAGCGUGAUUCACAAGCUUCUCAAAAUUUUUCCAAUUUUUUAUUGGAAGUAGCUCGAACCUAUCCUACUCUUGCUCAAUCAAUCCUACCAUUACUUCGUUGUAGACUUGAUGAAGAACCAUAUCAAAUGAGAAAUUGUGUUUUAGGGUUAUUGGAGAAAUAG